UAUUUAGGAUCGAGAAGUUGACAAUUGUCGAAAAUAAAGAAUGAUCUACUUGGGAUGUGACGUGGCCAUGAAAAAUGAAUACCUAAACAAAUGAGGGAAUUGAAUACUUCUAUCGACGAGAUAGAAGUAGGAAAAAAAAAAAGGAAAUAGUAUGAAGCUUUCUCCUUUUUAGUAGAAAAGUUGAAAUUGAAUGACCGAUUCAUUCAUUGAAUCUGUACCUGGUCUCUUAAUUCUGUGACUAUCUCAGACAUCAGUUUUCAUCUCCAAAUUCUAACAGGCCUUACUCCGUCAAAGUCUACCUCCAAACUCAUUAUACUUGGUAAUAGAGACAAAACCCAGUUUAUUGGAUUUCCCCAAAACAUCAUCCAAAAAAACACAUCACCUACAGAUCAUCAUGACUGGGAAACGAUACAUGUAUAAAACAGUCAUUAAUUCUGGAUUUAAGAUAAUUAGUAUUACGAAUCUUCCUCAUAACUUAAUACGCUUCCAAGUUGUAGUAACUCAGAAUUAGUAUCAUGAGACAAAAUCAACGAAUGCAGCAAGAUGCAGAAGGAUUCGCGCAUAUCCGGCUCAAUACCGAACCUAGGUCAUCAUCAACACUGUACAACAACCGAACCGGAUCAUCUGACCGGAGAUGCAACAAGUGGUUUACCAUCAGCAUCUACAUCAUCCUCGCCAUAACAGGUCAAUCCAUCGCAAGACUCCUCGAGAACUUCUACUACCUCCACAAAGUAAACAAACACCGUAAAAACAACGGCAUCUGGACUCAAUCACUUCUCCAGUUCAUCGGCUUCCCCAUCCUUAUCUUCCCUUUCCUCUUCCUCUGUUUCAUAAAACAGAACCGACGACUCCCAUAUACUUUCAUCCAACGUUCCAACAAAUACCUCGCCAUAUUUUACUUUGCUCUCGGUAUCAUGAUGGCGAUUCAGGCAGCAUCAUCCUCACAGAGUAAAUUCGAGUUACCUUUUAGUGUUUUCACUCCCGUCUACGCGACGCAGAUCUUAUUCACCGUGUUGACCAGCGUCGUUUACAAGAAAAUCAAAUUCUGUCGAUGGACUGUUAUAUCUCUCGUCUUCGCCAUCCUCGCUGGUGCUCUCACUUUCUCGUCUUCCUUCGCCGGAGGACCUAACAAGCACGAGAGGAAAUACGACUCGGGUAUAGCUUACGCUUUCACAGCUUGCGUAUUUUUCUCCGGCCUCCUCGUCGAGGUCCACAACCUUUUUGACGAUGUCAUCCCCGAUCGUGACGACCCUACGUACAGGAAACUCGGAGUUUUCGUCCUUCGUCUGAAAAUGCUGAUUUUCUCGUCCUUCGUCGCCACCGUCGUCACCGUCCCAUUCGUUUUCAUUUCCGGCGAGCAUCAGGAUUUGAAGAGGGUAAUGGAUGGGUUUUCGAAGGGGAAAGCUGCUUACGUGAAGACUAUGGUUGGUCAAGCCGUUGCGUGGCAGAUUUACUGGGUUGGGAUCGUGGGUCUCGUGUGCGUAGUCUCGAGUGUGUUCUCGAACGUGAUCAGCGUCUGUACGUGGCCCCUCGUAUCGGUCCUGGUGCUUCUGUUCCAUUACGGAGAUAAUCAGUACGAUGUCUUUAACGGGAUUACCAUAGGCUUUGCUGCUCUAAGCGUAGCGUCUUACAUAUAUAUGAUUCAUAAACAAGAUAGUGACGGUGACGAGGCCACGAGCUAAAUCAAUCUUGGAACUUGGAGUUUUUUUCAUCGUUUCUGAUAACAUUUCUUUUGUAAUCUACAAUUACAUUAUUCGUAUGUGCAAUUUCGUUUUCUUAUUAACGCCAUUAUAAAAAUAUUAAUAAUGGUGGGUACUAAUUAGAUGUUUGGGAAAUUGAUAAGAUUUAGCUGAAUUGAGUACAAAAGUGUUGUGCUCUUCUUAAG
Camelina sativa (false flax) is the source of this 1885-nucleotide messenger RNA. RefSeq names its product putative purine permease 15. Lineage: Eukaryota; Viridiplantae; Streptophyta; Magnoliopsida; Brassicales; Brassicaceae. The record is from RefSeq and is a predicted model, not a curated record. Gene Ontology annotation, cellular component: membrane. Gene Ontology annotation, molecular function: purine nucleoside transmembrane transporter activity.